AUGUCCGCGACAAAAGACAGCGGCGAGGUCCUCGCCCCGGUCAAGGAGUCGACUUCCUCGCAAACGCUCGCCCAGCUCCGGUCGUUCGCAGCCGGCGGUGUCGGCGGUCUUUUUGCUGUCGUGGUCGGCCACCCUUUUGACCUGGUCAAGGUGCGCAUGCAGACCGCCGAAAAGGGCGUGUAUACGGGCGCCAUUGAUGUUGUCAAGAAGACAAUUGCUAGGGAGGGGCUUGCCAGGGGGUUGUAUGCUGGUGUGUCGGCGCCGCUGGUGGGUGUGACGCCUAUGUUCGCCGUGAGUUUCUGGGGCUACGAUCUCGGCAAAACUCUCGUUUCCUCGCUCUCGACCGUGCCCGUCCACAAUAACACGCCGCAAUACAGCAUCGCCCAGAUCUCGGCCGCGGGAGCCUUUUCGGCCGUGCCCAUGACCCUGAUCACCGCGCCCUUUGAGCGCGUCAAGGUUCUCCUACAAAUUCAGGGCCAGAACCCGCCACCCGCUGGCCAAAAGCCCAAGUAUUCUGGUGGCGUUGAUGUUGUGCGCCAGCUGUACAAAGAAGGCGGAAUCCGCAGCGUGUUCCGCGGCUCGGCCAUGACGCUGGCGCGCGACGCUCCAGGGUCUGCCGCAUACUUUGCAACAUACGAGUACAUCAAGCGUUCACUGACACCCAAGGAUGAGAAUGGCAACGCAAAGGCAGGCGAUCUCCCGCUAACUGCUAUUUUGACUGCCGGUGGUUCGGCUGGUAUCGCCAUGUGGAUUCCUGUUUUCCCUGUCGACACGAUCAAGUCGAAAAUGCAGUCUGCGUCUGGUAACCCGACUAUUGGCGGUACGAUACGUGCGAUCCAUGCCAGUGGCGGGUUCAAGGCGUUUUUCCCUGGCUUUGGACCGGCGUUGGCGAGGGCGGUGCCUGCCAAUGCUGCUACAUUCCUCGGAGUGGAACUAGCGCAUAAAGCUAUGAACAAGUUUUUUGGUUGA
Messenger RNA from Talaromyces rugulosus, 969 nucleotides. RefSeq lists its product as uncharacterized. Gene Ontology annotation, biological process: carnitine transmembrane transport; mitochondrial transport. Gene Ontology annotation, cellular component: mitochondrial envelope. Lineage: Eukaryota; Fungi; Ascomycota; Eurotiomycetes; Eurotiales; Trichocomaceae. Bases 1 to 969 code for a protein of 322 amino acids. The record is from RefSeq and is a predicted model, not a curated record. Gene Ontology annotation, molecular function: O-acyl-L-carnitine transmembrane transporter activity. The transcript is spliced from 3 exons.